Molecule: messenger RNA, 1784 nt
Organism: Trichomycterus rosablanca
Lineage: Eukaryota; Metazoa; Chordata; Actinopteri; Siluriformes; Trichomycteridae
Product: cytochrome P450 1B1
Exons: 1
Coding region: 98-1678 (526 amino acids)
Biological process (GO): progesterone metabolic process; hormone biosynthetic process
Molecular function (GO): heme binding; steroid 17-alpha-monooxygenase activity; iron ion binding
Source: RefSeq, a predicted model, not a curated record
CCAGAAGAGGAAAAUAUUUUAUCCAUAUUGAGUUCAUUUUGUUUAAUGUUUCUGUAAACUAUUGCUCAGCCAAGGACUCUAGUUUUAAAACAAGAAGAUGGCAUUAUCAGAAGCAGAGUUUGGUAUGAAGGGAAGCAACAUGAUGAAGGAAUGGAGUGGACAGGUUCAACCAGCCCUUGUGGUCUCCUUUAUCUUUCUUUUCUGCCUGGAGGCCUGUCUGUGGAUCCGCAACAUUGCUCACAAGAAGAGGCUUCCCGGCCCUUUUGCCUGGCCCUUGGUGGGCAACGCUAUGCAGCUCGGCCAAAUGCCCCACAUCACCUUAUCGAAGCUGGCAAAGAAGUAUGGCAAUGUCUACCAAAUUCGGCUUGGUUGCAAUGACAUAGUUGUGCUGAAUGGAUACACUGCCAUACGAGAAGCGCUUAUCCAACACAGCAGAGAGUUUGCCGGAAGACCAAACUUCAUCUCUUUCCAAUUGAUCUCUGGAGGAAAAAGUAUGACAUUCAGCAACUACAGCGAACAGUGGAAGGUUCACCGAAGAAUAGCUCAAUCAACCUUACGGGCUUUUUCAUCAGCAAACAGCCAGACCAAACAAUCGUUUGAGCAGCACGUGGUGGCAGAAGCCAUGGAUAUGGUGCAGAAUUUUCUCAGGUUGAGUGCAGAUAGACGUUAUUUUAAUCCUUCACAUGAGUUUACAGUUGCUGCUGCAAAUGUAAUUUGUGCUCUCUGCUUUGGGAAACGUUAUGGCCAUGAUGAUCCUGAGUUCAGGACCCUUCUGGGUAGAGUGGAUAAGUUUGGAGAAACUGUAGGUGCUGGAAGCUUGGUGGAUGUCAUGCCUUGGCUUCAGUCUUUCCCGAAUCCAGUACGUAGCGUAUAUAAGAACUUCAAGAUGAUCAAUAAUGAGUUCUUUGCUUAUGUAAAAGACAAGGUAGUGCAGCACAGAAACACAUUUGACCCUGACGUAACCCGAGACAUGAGCGACGCCAUCAUCAAUGUAAUUGAGCAUGGAAAUAAUAACAUGCUGACUAAAGACUUUGUGGAGGGGACUGUUACAGAUCUUAUCGGAGCAGGACAGGACACUGUGUCUACAAUCAUGCAGUGGAUGCUCUUGCUUUUAGUAAAGUACCCAGCCAUGCAGACAAAGCUCCAGGAGCAGAUUGAUAAAGUGGUGGGCCAGGACAGAUUGCCCUCAAUGGAGGACAAGAUCAAUCUGGCUUAUCUUGAAGCCUUCAUCUAUGAAACCAUGCGGUAUACAAGCUUUGUGCCUGUGACCAUUCCUCACUCCACCACUUCAGACGUCACUAUCGAUGGAUUUCACAUUCCCAAAGACACAAUAGUGUUCAUCAAUCAGUGGUCUGUCAAUCACGAUCCCCAGAAGUGGCAGGACCCCCACAUCUUCAAUCCUUCAAGGUUUCUGAAUGAAAAUGGCACCCUUAACAAGGACCUGACCAACAGUGUCAUGAUCUUCUCAUCAGGUAAAAGGAGAUGCAUUGGUGAAAAGAUCGCCAAGACAGAAAUCUUUUUGUUCUUAGCUAUUCUGCUGCACCAGUGCACCUUUGAAAGAAACCCUUCUCAGACGCUCACUAUGGACUGUUCUUACGGGUUAGCACUGAAGCCUGUUCAUUUUACAAUCACAGCCAAGCUCAGAGGGAGGCUGCUGGGUCUUGUUUCACCAGCAUGAAAUACAUAUAGACUAAACUUGCCAGCCUCUUCAAUUGUAUGACUUAAGGCAGCAAAGACUGAAAAGUAUGCAAAGGUAGGAUAUAUAACAAAAUGUGUUAAUAAAC